Molecule: messenger RNA, 2065 nt
Organism: Eupeodes corollae
Lineage: Eukaryota; Metazoa; Arthropoda; Insecta; Diptera; Syrphidae
Product: FGGY carbohydrate kinase domain-containing protein
Exons: 6
Coding region: 406-2034 (542 amino acids)
Biological process (GO): carbohydrate metabolic process
Molecular function (GO): phosphotransferase activity, alcohol group as acceptor; kinase activity
Source: RefSeq, a predicted model, not a curated record
UACAUAAUAAUGACUUUAAUAUAUUCUAGACCGCGAAGCAAGUAACACGCUUGAAAAGUGGUGAUCGUGUCAGUAGGUUGAUAUUGCGCAAUGUGCGGAGCUAGCUCUCUCUCCCAGACUAAAAACUAUACUAUCAAAAGCUUUUUUGUUUUGUAAACUAUAAUGAACAUAAACAAAUAACAGCUAGUUUCAAACUAUUGGACAAAAAUAAAAUAUACCUAAUAGACCCCUUGAUUGUAGUUACAAUCUCUCCUUAGUUAAGUACUCGAUUGUGAUAAGAAACAGCACGUAGUAUAAGGUCUAGAGCAUUGACGAACACUUCUCGAUCAAGUGAAGAUCUUCUAUACCUACAAUAAUUUAAAAAAAGUGACCUUGAUUAAUUUCGUAAAUUAAAGUACAUAAAUUAUGCCUAGAAUCUACUUUGUUGGUGUUGAUGUUGGGACAUCAAGUGCAAGAGCUGCUCUAGUUUCUUCAGAUGGUAAGGUACUCAAGCAGGCAAUAAAACCAAUUAAGACAUGGAAUCCACAACAAGAUCAUUUUGAGCAGUCUUCAGAUGAUAUUUGGUAUGCGGUUGCAGUUUGUGUACGGGAUGUUGUCCAAAAUAUUCCUAAAGAAGAAAUUGUUGCGAUUUCUUUCGAUGCCACUUGUUCCCUUGUAAUACUGGGCACAAAUGGUGAACCAAUAUCGGUUAGCUCGAAUGGUCAUGCUGAACAAAAUGUUAUCCUCUGGAUGGAUCACCGAGCCACUGCCGAAGCUGAAUUUAUUAACUCAACAAAUCAUGAGUUGCUGAAUUAUGUCGGAGGCCAAGUUUCUGUCGAAAUGGAAAUGCCUAAAUUGUUAUGGUUAAAAAGGAAUCGUAACAUUUCAACAUGGAAUAAAAUUUGGCGAGCAUUCGAUUUGCCAGAUUACCUUACUUGGCGAAGUACUGGUUGCGAUUCAAGAUCACUGUGUUCGGUGGUUUGUAAAUGGAAUUAUGACGCUAUUGCGGGUUCAUGGUCUAAGGAUUUUCUUACUGCUAUCGAUUUGGAAGAAUUGUGUCGAAAUGAUUUUGAAAUAAUUGGCAAAACGGUAUGUGACCCGGGUACAGCUGUUGGUAAGGGUCUAAGUGAUGGAGCUGCAGCCGCUUUAAGUCUUUUACCCGGAACUAUUGUUGGGACGUCUUUGAUUGAUGCACAUGCUGGGGCAUUGGGAAUGUUUGGUUGUAAUGCUGGAACUGGAUCGGAAAGUAUUGAGGGGAAAAUGGCAUUGAUUUGUGGAACUUCUACAUGCCAUAUGAGUAUGACUAGAGAGUUGUGCCCCGCGAAGGGAGUUUGGGGUCCUUACAAAAAUGCUAUUAUGCCAAAUUUCUUCUUAAACGAGGGUGGACAGAGUGCUACUGGUUUUUUGUUGGAUUUUGUUAUUAAAACACAUCCGCGAUAUGAGGAGAUGAGCAGAAAAUUGAUGGGAAGAAAUAUUCACUCAUAUAUCCAUAAUAUCUUAGACAACAUGACCGAGGAACGUGGUUUAGAAGAUCCGUGUUUCUUGACAAAAGAUCUACACGUUUGGCCCGAUUUUCAUGGCAAUCGAUCACCAAUCGCAGACGCAAGUCUAAAAGGAAUGAUCUCUGGACUAAACAUGGGCACCGAUGAGGAAAGCUUAGCUGUGCUCUAUCUCGCUUUUGUGCAAGGUUUAGCGUAUGGUACAAGACACAUCAUGGACAAUCUCGUAGAAUACAAGAGACCCAAAUUUAGAACUUUGCUAUUUUGUGGUGGAUUGUCGAAAAACCGACUUUACACUCAGAGUCAUGCUGACAUUUGUAAUUUACCAGUUAUUAUACCAGAUGAACAAGAAAUGGUUUUAGUGGGAUCAGCAAUGUUGGGAGCAUGUGCUGCUAAAGUUUAUCCUACAUUAGAGGAAGCUUCAGCUGCAAUGGGUGGAACAGGAACUAUUCUCAAACCAAAGCAAGAAACCAUUGACUAUCACAAUAGAAAAUAUCGAGUGUUUUUGAAAAUGUUAAAAGACCAAUGUGACUAUAAAAAUAUCAUGAAUAGUUGAAUAAAUAAUUUCUUUUUUAUUAUAUUUUAAA